Messenger RNA from Humulus lupulus (European hop), 1786 nucleotides. RefSeq names its product protein RICE SALT SENSITIVE 3-like. The transcript has 7 exons. The coding region runs from base 343 to 1593 and encodes 416 amino acids. NCBI's taxonomy places the organism in Eukaryota, Viridiplantae, Streptophyta, Magnoliopsida, Rosales, Cannabaceae. The record is from RefSeq and is a predicted model, not a curated record.
GUAAAGAUUCUGUUCCUUCCCAAUUGUUUGAUAUUAAAAAAAAAAAAACCUGCUCUGGUGCCUGUGAUGUGAUCAGAUGAACCAGCUUUGUUCAUUGUUUAAUUACAUUUAAUCAAAUUAUUUGGUACUGAGUUCAAGUUUAGAAUUGGCAGUGUUUUUUUCUGGGAUAAGUAAGAAAGAGUCUCUAGACUAAGAUAGAAGGGUGAAAAAAAAAAAAAGAAUAAGGAGUCUAACUCUAAUAGCUCUAACUCUCUCCCAAGUGAAAGAGAGAGAAAGACUAUAAAGAGAGAGAGAGGGAGAGAGAGAGGGAGAGAGAGACAUAAGAGCUAGAGAAAGUGAGAGAUGGUGGGCUCAGGAGCAUCAGAUAGGAGCAAAGAAGCUGUUGGGAUGAUGGCCCUUCAUGAGGCCCUCAGAGGCGUCUGUCUCAGCACAGAGUGGACUUACUCUGUCUUCUGGACCAUCCGUCCUCGCCCAAGAGUCAGAGGUGGUAAUGGGUGCAAGGUUGGAGACGACAACGGCAGCUUGAUGUUGAUGUGGGAAGAUGGAUUUUGCCGAGGAAGUUUGGAAGAGAUUGAAGGAGAGGAUCCAGUGAGGAAAGCCUUCAGCAAGAUGUCCAUACAGUUGUAUAAUUAUGGAGAAGGGCUGAUGGGGAAAGUUGCAUCUGAUAAGUGUCACAAAUGGGUAUUCAAAGAACCAACAGAAUGUGAACCUAAUAUCUCCAACUACUGGCAAAGUUCUUUUGAUGCUCUCCCCCCUGAAUGGACUGAUCAGUUUGAGUCAGGGAUUCAGACAAUAGCUGUGAUUCAGGCUGGUCAUGGUCUUCUGCAGUUGGGCUCCUGCAAGAUUAUACCUGAAGACCUUCACUUUGUGCUAAGAAUGAGGCAUACCUUUGAAUCUCUUGGCUACCAAUCGGGUUUCUACCUCUCCCAAUUGUUUUCUUCAACCAGAAACUCAUCAUCUUCCACUUCAAUUCCUUCAAAACAACCCGCCAUGCCAAUCCGACCACCUCCUCCACUCUUCAACUGGGCGCAGAGGCCAUUCCCAUCUCCCACUUCUAUGCUUCCUUCACCUAGUUACCAGAACUCGGCAGCAAGACUAGGCUUUCCCCAAGCCAAAGAUGAGACACACAUGUUCCUGCUUCCUCAUUCAUCAUCCGAAACCCGACUGGAAGACAUGAUGGGAGGAGUAGGAGGUGGCGGAGACCAGCAUGAAAACGACAUCAAAUGGCCCAAUGGUCUGUCGUUCUUUAACGCCCUCACUGGAAGAAGCGACGAUGCGAAGCUUCUGUUCAACACUGACAACUUGGGAAACAAACAGGAGAACCAAAACCAGCACCCCAAUUCAGAUAAUGCUUGUCCUGGAAAUUCAAACGAACGAUUGAGUUUAGACAGGCACACAGCCGAGGGUGGUAGGAAGAAUAUUAGCAUGGAAAACAAGUUCAAGAGGAGCUUUACAUUGCCUGCAAGAAUGGCUUCAUCCUCUUCAUCCACUUCGGUCGAUCAUCAUCAUCAUCAUCACCACCAACAAGUGGAGUAUAGGAAUUCUGAGCAAGGGGGUAUGUACACUGAUGUCAUGGAUACCUUCUUGGAUUGAUCAUGACAAUGGUCCCAAUAGGGAUUUGUAAUAGUGGGCAAGGGUUAGAAAAGUGUUGUAUCUAGGCAAAGAUUUUCGGUUCCUUUGCUACUCAAUAGUUUCCUUUGCUUGUUUUCAUGCUUCUAAUAUUUUGUGUUUCACUCCUUUAAUUGCCAAGACUGAAUGUUCAAUUCAUAGUUUUACACUCGCAGAA